AUGGCCGGGAUCGUUUCCAUGGCGAUCCAGCAGCUCGCCCCGAUCCUCGUCGACGAGCUGAAGCAGCGCGCCAGGCUCGUCAUAGGCGCGGAGGGAGAUGUCAAGAAGCUAACCAACACGUUGACCGCCAUACAGGCCCUGCUCGCCGACGCUGAGCAGAAGCAGCUGACCCAGGAAACAGUCAAGCUCUGGAUCCACAACCUCAAGGACGCCUCCUACGACAUGGUCGACGUCCUCGACGAGUGGCGCACCGCCAUUCUCCGCCGCCAGCUCCAAGAGGCCACAGAGGAGUCAAAUGUCGAUCCCAACUGGUUCGAGACCGCACUGUAUCAGAUCUCCAGCUUCCAAAUCAGAGUAUGCCCCUUCUUCAAUCCCGCUUCCUGUUGCUUCUUCCCCGUGAAUGAUAUCUGCUUGCGGUACGAUAUCGCUAGCAGAAUUAAGCGAAUUAGGGAGAGGAUUGAUGAUAUCUCGAAUGAUAAGGAGACCUUCACUUUCGAAAUUAGCAGUGAGGUUGCUAGCGGUAGUAGUAGUGCUGAUGCUCCGUCGAGAGAGUUGACUAGCUCUCUAAUGGAUACGGUGAUGGAAGGGAGAGACGCGGAGUUGGAUCAGCUGCUCGAAGCCGUGCUGCUGGGUGACCAGACGACGGAUGAUGAUGGUGAUGAUAAUCGGAGAAAUCUGCAGGUGGUUUCCUUGAUUGGAAUGGGGGGUUUGGGGAAGACGACCCUCGCGAAAUCGGUGUAUGGCGAGGUGAAGAGCUAUUUUGAUAGAAGCAUCUGGUUGUGUGUUUCCCAGCCUUUUGAUCGGCUGCGUAUUGCAAAGGAGAUCCUGGUGUCUUUGUCUGAUGAUGGCAGUGUCGAUCCGUACCAUAACGAUCUGUCGUUCGGUCAGGUGUUGGAGAGGAUACACGGUCGUCUUGCUGCGGGGAUGAUCAAGCUGUUCCUGGUGCUGGAUGAUUGUUGGGAGGAAGAUCCAGAGAAGUGGCAGGAGCUACUGAUGGGAGCCUUGAGCGGUGCGCGGUAUGGAAGUCGAGUUCUGGUUACUACGCGGAAUCAGAAUGUUGCCAAUGCUCUUGGUUGCGGUGUAGGAGGGGAACCUCGCGUGAUCCGGCUAGGAGUGCUGUCGGAUGAGGCGUGCUUCGCGAUUUUCAGUCGGUUUGCGUUCAUGGGAUGGGGUGAGAGGGAUGUGGAGAUGGUGAAGGACAUUGGGGUAGAAGUAGUGAGGCAGAAAUGUUGCGGCAUUCCUCUUUCUGCUAAAGCGUUGGGAGGUCUGCUGAGGUCGAAGAAGGGCGGUAGAAUGCAGUGGCAGAAUGUGUUGGAUAGCAAAGUGUGGGAACUGAAGCUGAGCAAGGAAAAGGAUCUGUUUGCUCCUCUGUGGUUGAGCUAUUACGAUCUCACACCACAACUGAGACAAUGUUUCUCCUACUGUUCAGUUUUCCCCAAGAACUUCGUGAUCGAGAAGGACAAGUUGAUCAAGUUGUGGAUGGCUCAAGGUUACCUCGUCGUGCCAGGCUGCAGCACUAGCAGCAACGACACAGAUGAAUUGGAACGAACUGGAGAACAGUACUUCGAGAGCUUAGUCAUACGCUCCUUCUUCCAAGAUUUUCAGACAGUGAGAGAUCAAUGUGGCAGCCGGGUGGGGUUCAAGAUGCACGAUUUGGUACAUGAUUUCGCACAGUUCGCCUCGAGCAACGAAUGUUACAGCAUGGGAACCGAUCAAAUUGAUGGUUCAAACUUGACCGAGGUGAAGGUGCGACAUCUAUCAGCAGUAUAUGGCCUGCCAUUCGAAUCGAUUUGCUCGAUGCGAGGUCUGCGCAGCCUUCUGUUUCUUCCACGCUGGGGCUACGUCUUUGAAGACAUGGACACCGAGUUGUUGUCUCGACUGACUUCUCUAAGAUUGCUGGAUCUCCGCGAUUGCUGGAUCGAAGAGCUUCCAUCCGGAAUACACAAGCUGAUCCACUUGAGGAUGUUGGACUUGUCCUACAAUGACUUCCUGAGAGAGCUCCCCGACGCAUUGUCCGACCUCUACAACCUGCAAACUCUGGACGUGAACUUCUGCACAAGCCUGGAAAGGUGGCCGAACGGGAUGGAGAAGCUAGUCAACUUGACGCACCUAUCGAACUCCCAAGUCUGGGGGCUGAUACCUAAAGGGAUCGGGAAACUGCAAGGCCUGAAGACGCUGCUCGAGUUGAGAUUGGGGCGCGACAAUCAUCGUGAGAAUGGUACAGAGUCAUCAGCAGCUUCUCUCAAGGAUUUACGACAGCUGAACCGGCUUCAAGACAGCCUGACCAUAAUCUGGCUGGGAGGAUCGUCAGAACAUGUUGAGGAAGCUGAGCAUGCUGAACUGGACAAGAAAACUAAACUAACCGUUCUCUCGCUCCGAUUUAGUGUCGAUAAAGAAGAGCGAAACGAUGGUGAUCAGCAGCAGAGAAGGGAGGCAGAGGAUGAGAAGGUGAUCGAAGCGUUACGACCACCACCGAAUUUGGACUACUUAGGGGUGGAGUUCUACCAAGGUUCUGCGCCAAUGUCACCUAGUUGGAUGGAGUCAAUGAAGUUUGUGACGAAGAUUAAGCUGUCCGAUUUCAUCAACUGUGUGGAACUGCCAUGUUUAGGGAAGCUCCCCUGCCUAGAAGCUCUGAUUUUGAGGAACUUCCCUAGUGUGAAGAAGGUUGGCUCUGAGUUUACAGGGAGUAGUAGCAAGAAGGUGGUGUUGUUUCCGAGGCUAACGAAACUUGGGUUUAUCGAUUUCCCAGAGUGGGAAGAGUGGGAGGAGAUUAAUGGAGAUGGCGAUGAUGGGGAAGAAGGAGGAGGGUUGCUGUUCAUGCCCGGGCUUCGAUCAUUGCGGCUCGACGGCUGCACGAAGUUGAGGAAGUUGCCGGAGGUGAUUGUUCGGAUGUCCAAGGUGGAGAAGGUGAUCAUGAUCCGUGAUUGUGAUUCUUUGGAGUAUGAGUAA
This is a messenger RNA of Linum tenue, 2949 nucleotides long. NCBI's taxonomy places the organism in Eukaryota, Viridiplantae, Streptophyta, Magnoliopsida, Malpighiales, Linaceae. The record is from the annotation of a GenBank genome assembly.